CUCCCUGACCGAGGCCGAGAGCCGGAUAAUUUCAAUAGUUGGGGCAGAUUAUUCCUUUGGGACAGACUGCCCGGACGCUAUGCCAGAGGAAGAUUUAUUACAACAUGAGAUGGAGGCUGGGGUGGUAAUCUCUGAGGUUCUCACCUUACCUCAUUCUCAGGCUAGAGAUUUUGUGGAAUUGUUACCGACUGAAACAACAAUCAAUGACAGCAGAGCAACGGCUGGUUCUUCACCACCACCCAUCCAAGAACAAGUGCAAGAUGCCCCUCAGUCGCCAGUACUACAAAUGACAGUACGUGGCAGAAGGACAGAAACUGUUGCAUCAUCAACACCACCACUGCGACAGAGACCCAGAAGAAAGAGUAAGCUUAAAUUUUAUUUAUAAUAAAAACAUUAGUUCUGCAGGUGGGUCAGCCAAUAAUUCCUACAAUACCAAUAAUUUUGGGUAUUUUCAGAUCUGAAUCCUCGCCAAAGUGUUUCUGAGCAAUAUAGUGCAGCUCGACGAGAAUUUCUAGCAGUUGCAGAAGCAAAUGCUGCUACAAUGAAGAUGCUGGCAACUGCUGCUCAAGCGCAAGCAGAUGCUGCCAAGAUGCAGGCUGAGGCAGCCAAGGUACAAGCCGAGGCGACGCUGCAAUUGGUAAAAGUCGGAAACAAAAUAGCUGACGCAAUAAAUAAUUACAUAAAUAAAAAUAAUAAAUGAUAUAAAA
This is a messenger RNA of Helicoverpa armigera (cotton bollworm), 707 nucleotides long. RefSeq lists its product as uncharacterized. Bases 80 to 385 code for a protein of 101 amino acids. Lineage: Eukaryota; Metazoa; Arthropoda; Insecta; Lepidoptera; Noctuidae. The transcript has 6 exons. The record is from RefSeq and is a predicted model, not a curated record.